AUGGAGAAUUUCUUUUCAGAGGGGGCCCGUGUCUGGCUGCGGGACAAAGAGCAGCUGCUCCCCUCUACAGUCAGCUCCUGUGAUGAUUCAUCUCUGGUCCUCACCACGGACUAUGGCAAGGUGCUGUACCUCCAGAGGGUAGAGCUGAGCCGGGACAUAGUAUUCGCCAUGCACCCCAGCAGUGUCCAGGGUGUGGAGGACAUGUCCACGCUGACGGAGCUGCACGAGGCCGCCAUCAUGCACAACCUCUACCUCCGCUACCAGAAGGACAAUAUUUAUACCAACAUUGGCUCCAUCCUGGCUGCUGUGAAUCCCUACAAGCAGAUCCACGGCCUCUACGGUAGUGCCUCUGUGGACUUGUACAGCAAACACCAGAUGGGGGAGCUGCCUCCUCACAUCUUCGCCAUCGCCAACGAGUGCUACCGCUGUCUCUGGAAGAGGCGCGACAGCCAGUGUGUGCUCAUCAGUGGUGAAAGUGGUGCAGGAAAGACGGAAAGCACCAAACUGCUGCUUAAGUUUCUUUCAGUGAUGAGUCAGUAUUCACUUGGGACUCCGCCAUCAGAGAGCACAACCCGAGUGGAGCAAGCGUUGGUCCAGAGCAGUCCCAUCAUGGAGGCCUUUGGAAACGCAAAGACUGUAUACAACAACAACUCCAGUCGCUUUGGGAAGUUUAUCCAACUGAACUUUUCUCAUAACGGAAACAUCCAGGGAGGAUGCAUCAUCGACUAUUUACUGGAAAAGAACAGAGUGGUCCGCCAAAAUCCUGGGGAGAGAAACUACCACAUCUUCUACGCACUUUUAGCUGGGGCAGACAGAGACCACCAAGAUAUGUACCUCCUGUCCGAUGGCGCUGAGGCCUACCAUUACUUGAGUCAGUCAGGCUGUUUGCAGGACAGCAGCCUGGAUGACAAACAGCUCUUUGACAGUGUCAUGGAAGCUCUAAAAGUGAUGGAGUUUACGGAAGAAGAGAUCAGAGAUGUGUUCAAGUUGCUUUCUGCGGUUCUCCAAAUGGGAAACAUAGAGUUUAUGACCGCAGGAGGGGCUCAGAUCACAACCAAUGCAGUGGUGAACAAUGUGAGCGAGCUGCUCGGCUUGGAUGCCUUUCAGCUGUCGGAGGUCUUGACCCAGCGCUCUAUGAUUCUCAGAGGAGAGGAGAUCUGCUCACCGCUCACUGUAGAGCAGGCCGUAGACUCCCGAGACUCUGUUGCAAUGGCACUUUAUUCCCAGUGUUUCUCCUGGAUCAUCAUGAAACUCAACCAAAAGAUAAAAGGAAAAGAAAACUUCAAGUCCAUUGGAAUUCUGGACAUUUUUGGAUUUGAAAACUUUCAGGUUAACCGGUUCGAACAGUUCAAUAUCAACUAUGCCAAUGAGAAACUUCAAGAGUAUUUCAAUAAGCACAUUUUCUCCUUGGAGCAGCUGGAGUACAACAGGGAGGGCAUUCAGUGGGAGGCCAUAGACUGGAUGGACAAUGCAGAGUGUCUGGAUCUCAUCGAGAAGAAACUGGGCAUGUUGGCGCUUAUUAAUGAGGAGAGCCGCUUCCCCAAAGGCACCGACUACACCCUUCUGGAGAAACUGCACAGCCGACACGCAGCGAACCAUUACUAUGUGAAACCAAGGGUGACCGAUCACCAGUUUGGGAUAAAACACUACGCUGGAGAGGUUCUUUAUGAUGUGCGGGGAAUAUUGGAGAAGAACAGAGAUACUUUCAGAGAUGACAUAUUGUUUAUCCUCAAAGACAGCAGACUGGACUUUAUCUAUGAUCUGUUUGAGCGCGUGGGGAGCAGAAGUGGAGACGAGACCCUGAAGAUGGGAACGGCACGACGCAAGCCCACCGUCAGCUCUCAGUUUAGGGAUUCCCUCCACUCACUGAUGGCCACACUAAGUGCCUCCAAUCCCUUCUUCGUGCGCUGCAUCAAACCGAACAUGGACAAGAAACCCAAUAAGUUUGACCCAGACGUGGUGCUGAACCAGCUGCGGUACUCUGGGAUGUUGGAGACGGUGAAGAUCCGGAGGGCUGGCUUCCCCGUCAGGAGGACCUUCAUGGACUUCAACAGCCGGUACAAGAUGCUUUUGAAGAAUAAAGUGGUUCCCAGUGAUGAGAAGCAGUGCUGUUUAGAGAUCUUAAAUCUUCACGAUCCAACCAAGAAGGAAUUUCAUCUUGGAAAGUCAAAGGUUUUUCUCAAGGAGGUCCUGGAGCAAACGCUGGAGAAGGAGAGGGAGGAGGUGCGGCGCAGGGCUGGCAUGGUGAUUCGUGCCCACAUCCUCAGCUAUGUGGCAAGGAAACAUUAUAACAAGAUCCGGUCCAGCGUCAUCAUCAUCCAGAAGAACUACCGCAGCCACUUUUGGAGGCGACUCUUUCUGCGAAUUCGAACUGCCGCUAUUAUCCUGCAGAAGCACCAGAGAGGCCACAGGGCACGGUCACUCUGCCAGCAGCUCAGAGAGGAGAAGAGGAGACGAGAGGAGGAGGAGCAGAGAAGGAGGAUGGAGGAGGAGCAGAGGAAGAAGGAGGAGGAGGAGCAGCGAAGGAGAGAGGAAGAGAAGAGACUGAAGGAGGAGGAGAUUCGCAGGCAGGAGGAACUCAGACGUCUGGAGGAGGAACAGAAAUCCCUCAGCAGGGCAUCUGUGAUGGUGAAUGGUGCUUGCGAAAAGAAGGGUCCCCCUCAGAGCCACACCUCGGAGGAGGAGAGCCGGCAGAUGGAGGAGAUCCUGCGGCUGGAGCGUGAGAUCGAGCGUCUCCAGAAGCAGCAGGAGGACGGCGUGUCGCUGCUUGGAGACGUGUCCCACGAGGAGCUCCGCCAGAUCCGAGACGCUGAGAUUUACCGGCUGGAGAAGGAGGCGUCCCGGGUGGCCACAGAGUUCCUGGACUUGUUGGACUUUGGUGGUCUGGAGCCUUCUUUAUCCAGCGAGGAAAACCUUCAUGACCCGACGGAGUCCACCGCUCCUCUGGCGGAAGAGGAGGUGGAUGAGGGGUUCCACGCUGAAGAGGAAUGUGUCGCGUUGCCAGAUUUCCCUUCACCGGCGUCAGUCCCUCUGGAUAAGGAGGUGUUCCGGAGCAUCCCACCGCCCCCUCCAGCCUUUGCAGAAGGACAGCUAGCUUCAUCUACGCAGGACAAACCAGUCACUUCCAAUGGACGUAACCAUGCUUCUAAUCUUUCCACUAACCACGCUCCAGCGCCUGUUCCUGCGCUGACUAAUGGACAUGCAGUGGGAAAAGUCAACCAGGGGUCAGAGCCCGUGAAUGGUGAUGCGUCCCAGAACAACCUCCCAGACCCGGAGUCGGACUAUGACCAGGAGGAGUUUGAAGAGGCUCAUGGGAGUUCAGGGGCCAGCAUCAAUGAUGGACAUAUCACAGAUGAGGAGGUGCUGAGGAAGUCCUCCGGCACGCAACACAGUCUGGACUCGUUCAGGGGCAGCUCCGACUCGUUCAUUGACAGCGAUGAUGAGAUUGAUGCCUAUGUGGACACAGAUGAAGAGGUUUCUAAUGGCAGAGUCAACCUCAUGAACGGAUCUGGGCCUCCGUACUUCCACGGCUACCUCUAUAUGAAGAGCGGUCUGAUGAUCCCGUGGCGUCGCCGCUGGUGCGUGCUAAAAGAUGACACCUUCAUGUGGUUUCGGGCCAAACAGGACUCUCUCAAAUCGGGCUGGCUCUACAAGAAAGGUGGGGGCAUGUCCACUCUGUCCCGGCGAAACUGGAAAAUGCGCUGGUUCGUACUGCGCGAGAACAAGCUCAUAUACUUUGAGAAUGACAGCGAAGAGAAACAGAAAGGAACCAUCGACGUCCGAGCCGCCAAGGAAAUUGUGGACAAUCACGAGAAGGAAAAUGCACUGAACAUCGUGACGGAGGAGAGGACGUACCACAUCUACGCAGAGUCUCCAGAAGAUGCAAGUGGCUGGUUCAGUGUGCUGAGUCGUGUCCACAGUGCCACCUCAGAGCAGCUGCUGGAGAUGCACCACGAACAGGCCAACCCCAAGAACGCCGUGGGGACUUUAGACGUGGGCUUGAUUGACUCCGUGUGUGCGUCUGACAACCCUGACAGACCUAAUUCAUUUGUGAUAAUCACCGCUAACCGGGUCAUCCACUGCAACACGGACACCCCAGAGGAGAUGCACCACUGGAUCGGACUGCUGCAGAAGUCCAAGGGAGACGUCAGGAGCGAUGGCCAGGAGUUUCUUGUCAGAGGUUGGCUUCAUAAAGAGAUGAAGUCUGGAGCCAAAAGCACCUCCCUGAAGCUCAAGAAGCGCUGGUUUGUCCUCACCACAAACUCUUUGGACUAUUACAAGUCCUCUGAACGAAACGCCACCAAACUGGGAACUUUGGUCCUGAACAGCCUCUGCUCUGUGGUGCAGCCGGAUGAGAAGGUCUUCAAAGACACUGGUUAUUGGAACAUCAUUGUCCACGGACGAAAGCACUCGUACCGACUUUACACCAAAAUGCUAAAUGAAGCCAUGCGAUGGGCUAAUGCCAUCCAGGGAGCCAUAGACAGUAAAGUUCCCAUAGAAACGCCAACUCAACAACUCAUCAGGGAUAUCAAGGAGAGCAGUUUGAAUGUAGAGGCUGUGGAGCAGACCUACUGGAGGAAUCCCAUCCUGAGAUAUACCCAGCAUCCUUUGCACUCACCUCUUCUACCUCUGCCAUAUGGAGAUGUCAGCGUCCACUUGCAAAAGGAAAAGGGCUACACCAGCCUGCAAGACGAAGCUGUCAAGAUCUUCAACUCUCUUCAGGAGAUGGAGGCCGUGUCCGACCCGGUGCCCAUCAUCCAGGGCAUCCUGCAGACCUGUCAGGACCUGCGAGCACUGAGGGACGAGGUGUACUGUCAGCUGAUCAAACAGACCAAUCACGUGUCUCACCCUAACAGCCCGGCCAAUCGUGCGCACUGGCACCUCCUCACCUGCAUGAGCUGCACCUUCCUUCCCAGCAGAGGCAUCCUGCGCUACCUCCGCUUCCACCUCAAGAGGAUUAAGGAGCUCUUUCCUGGCACAGAGAUUGAGCAGUAUGCGCACUUCAUCAGCGAAUCCUUAAAGAGAACCAAGUCAAGGGAGUUUGUGCCCUCCCAAGAAGAAAUCAUCGCACUGUUGACCAGACAGGAGAUGACCACCACAGUGUACUGUCAUGGCGGCGGCUCCUGCAAGAUCUCCAUCAACUCCCAUACCACGGCUGGAGAGGUGGUGGAGAAGCUAAUCCGAGGGUUAGCCAUGGAAGACAGCCGGAACAUGUUUGCGUUAUUUGAACACAACAACUCCAUUGACAAAGCGGUGGAAAGCAGAGUCCUAGUAGCAGAUGUUUUGGCCAAGUUUGAACGACUGGCUGUCAGUGAGGAAGAGGAUGCCGGUCAGUGGAAGCUAUACUUCAAGCUCUACUGUUUCCUGGACGUGGAGAGCAUGCCCAAAGAAGGAGUGGAGUUUGCCUUCAUGUUUGAGCAGGCUCACGAGAGUCUGACCGGCGGCCACUUCCCGGCUCGCGAGGACUCCCUUCAGCACCUGGCCGCUCUCCGCCUGCAGUUCCUCUUUGGAGACAAGGCCAAAGCCUCCUGGAGCCUGGAGAGCGUGUACCCCGUGGGCCGCCUCCGGAGCCGCAUCACGCAGUUCGCCAAGGCGGGGGGCUCCACGGGGGGCACGGCUCACACUCUAGAGAGGAGGAGGACCAGCUUCUUGGACGGGACGCUGCGCAGGGGGCUGAAGACGGGCUCCAUGAAGAAGCAGCGGCUGGAGGAGGAGCAGAUGCUGGAGAUGUGGAUCAAAGAGGAGAUGUCGUCCACGCGGGCCAGCAUCACGGACAAGUGGAGCCGUCUGAGUGGGCUGGACCAGCACCAGGCCAUGCUCAAGUACAUGACCGUCAUCAAGGAGUGGACCGGCUACGGAUCCACGCUGUUCGAUGUGGAGUGUAAAGAAGGCGGCUUCCCUCACGACUUGUGGCUGAGCGUGAGUGCGGAGAACGUGUCCGUGUACAAACGUGGCGAGCCCAAACCUCUGGAGACCUUCCCCUACGAGCACAUCGUGUUCUUCGGCGCUCCGCAGCCCUGCACCUACAAGAUCACCGUGGACGAGAGGGAGAUGCUCUUCGAGACGCCUCAGGUGGGCGAGAUCACAAAGAUCAUGAAAGCUUACAUCAACAUGAUCGUGAAAAAGCGCUGCAGCGUCAAGUCUGUCUCCAGUUAUGGCACAAACUGGAUCAGAUGA
Messenger RNA from Knipowitschia caucasica, 6177 nucleotides. NCBI's taxonomy places the organism in Eukaryota, Metazoa, Chordata, Actinopteri, Gobiiformes, Gobiidae. The record is from the annotation of a GenBank genome assembly.